Messenger RNA from Magnolia sinica, 3375 nucleotides. RefSeq names its product L-arabinokinase-like. The record is from RefSeq and is a predicted model, not a curated record. Gene Ontology annotation, molecular function: ATP binding. The transcript is spliced from 29 exons. NCBI's taxonomy places the organism in Eukaryota, Viridiplantae, Streptophyta, Magnoliopsida, Magnoliales, Magnoliaceae. The coding region runs from base 137 to 3139 and encodes 1000 amino acids.
UACACUCGUAAGAAGCUGAAAAUCUUCAAUUCCAGUUCUUCCCAAUUUCCUGCGUCUGUUCCUCACUAAAUCUCCCCUUUCCGAACUAGGUUUAUUUCUAGGGUUUCACCUCGUAUGCUCUCUCCAGAGAAGAAAAAUGAGGAUCAAAGAGGAAGAUGAUCACGUUUCCGUCGCCCCUGGCAAGCGUCUGAUCUUCGCUUACUACAUCACCGGCCAUGGAUUCGGUCACGCCACCCGCGUCGUCGAGGUUGUGCGGCACCUCAUUGCUGCUGGGCAUGAUGUUCACGUGGUCACAGCGGCCCCGGACUUUGUCUUCACAACCGAAAUACAAUCUCCAAAUCUCUACAUUCGCAAGGUUUUGCUGGAUUGUGGAGCUGUGCAAGCAGAUGCUUUAACUGUAGAUCGCCUUGCAUCCUUGGAGAAGUAUUCUCAAACAGCUGUAGUACCUCGGGCUUCUAUUUUGGCGACAGAAGUAGAGUGGCUGAACUCAAUAAAGGCUGAUUUAGUGGUUUCAGAUGUUGUUCCUGUCGCAUGCCGAGCAGCAGCAGAUGCUGGAAUUCGGUCUGUUUGUGUCACAAACUUCAGUUGGGAUUUCAUCUAUGCGGAGUAUGUAAUGGAAGCUGGAUAUCAUCAUCGUUCUAUAGUUUGGCAGAUAGCUGAGGAUUAUUCUCACUGCGAGUUUCUACUCCGACUUCCUGGUUAUUGCCCAAUGCCUGCUUUCCGUGAUGUUAUUGAUGUACCCCUUGUGGUGAGGAGGUUGCACAAAUCCAGAGCAGAGGUGAGGGAGGAGCUUGGAAUUGGGGAGGAUGUGAAGUUAGUUGUCUUCAAUUUUGGUGGACAGCAAGCAGGCUGGAAGUUGAAGCAGGAGUGGCUACCACCUGGUUGGCUAUGCCUGGUGUGCGCUGCAUCUGACAACCAAGAACUUCCCCCAAAUUUCAUAAAGCUUGCAAAAGAUGUGUACACACCCGACGUGAUAGCAGCAUGUGACUGCAUGCUUGGAAAAAUUGGUUAUGGCACUGUCAGUGAAGCUCUGGCAUACAAGUUACCUUUUGUCUUUGUGCGUAGAGAUUAUUUUAAUGAAGAGCCAUUUUUGAGAAAUAUGCUCGAGUACUACCAGUGUGGCGUUGAGAUGAUCAGGAGGGAUUUACUCAUUGGACACUGGACACCAUACCUUGAGCGUGCCCUGAGUUUGAAACCAUGCUAUGAGGGAGGCAUUAAUGGUGGUGAGGUGGCUGCUCAAAUAUUACAGGAUACGGCAAUUGGAAAGAACUAUGCUUCAGAUAAGUUAAGUGGGGCAAGGAGACUGCGUGAUGCUAUAAUACUUGGGUAUCAACUCCAACGGGCUCCUGGUAGAGAUAUGAGCAUUCCAGAUUGGUAUAGCCUUGCUGAAAAUGAACUCGGUCUUCGUCCUGCAUUGCCAAGCGAGGAAAUAAAUGAGAAAAGCCCUCUCUCAGAAUCAAGUAUUCAGGAUUUUGAGAUUCUUCAUGGCGAGCUGCAUGGUCUUCCUGAUACAAUGGCCUUUUUAAGGAGCUUGGCAGGACUAGAUGCUGGACUUGACUCAGGAAAAAAUGCUGAGAAGCGCCAAUUGCGGGAGCGUAUAGCUGCUGCUGGACUGUUUAACUGGGAGGAGGAAAUUUUUGUGGCGAGAGCCCCUGGAAGGUUGGAUGUAAUGGGUGGGAUUGCAGAUUAUUCAGGAAGCCUUGUUUUGCAGAUGCCAAUUAGGGAGGCAUGUCAUGUUGCUGUUCAAAGGAAUCAUCCAAGCAAGCAUAGGCUCUGGAAACAUGCUUUAGCCCGGCAGCAUGCAAAAGGACAAAGACCCAUUCCUGUAUUACAAGUGGUAUCAUUUGGGUCAGAAUUAAGUAAUCGUGCACCAACUUUUGAUAUGGACUUGUGUGAUUUAAUGGAGGAUGAGCAGCCAAUAUCAUAUGAAAAGGCGAAGAAAUUCUUCGCACAAGAUCCAUCACAGAAGUGGGCAGCAUAUAUUGCAGGAACAAUUCUUGUUUUAAUGUCUGAAUUGGGGGUAUGCUUUGAGGACAGUAUCAGCAUACUGGUUUCUUCUGCGGUUCCAGAGGGCAAAGGUGUAUCUUCUUCUGCUGCUGUGGAGGUUGCUACCAUGUCUGCAAUAGCUGCUGCCCAUGGAUUGAAAAUCACUCCAAGAAAUCUUGCAUUGCUCUGUCAAAAGGUGGAGAACCACAUUGUUGGAGCUCCAUGUGGCGUGAUGGACCAAAUGACAUCAGCCUGUGGUGAAGCCAACAAACUCCUUGCCAUGGUCUGUCAGCCCGCUGAGGUAAAAGAACUUGUCAAUAUCCCAAGCCACAUACGCUUUUGGGGCAUCGAUUCAGGAAUAAGGCAUAGUAUUGGUGGGGCGGACUAUGGGUCUGUGAGAAUAGGUGCCUUCAUGGGCAGGAAGAUGAUACAGUCAAUGGCAUCUGCAAUGUUGUCCCGAUCUCUGGGCAAUUCUCAGGUUGUUGAUGUAAUGAAUGGCUACGAAGAAGAGCAUGGCAUAGAAUUACUUGAAACUGAAGCUUCACUCGAUUACUUAAGCAAUCUCUCGCCUCACAGAUAUGAAGCCGUCUAUGCUAAGAAGCUUCCAGAGUUUAUGGUUGGAGAGGAAUUUCUGGACAAGUAUGUUGAUCACAAUGAUUCCGUGACAGUGAUUGACAGCAAGCGUACAUAUCACUUGAGAGCACCUGCUAGACAUCCUAUCUAUGAAAAUUUCCGUGUCAAGGCCUUCAAAGUUCUACUAACAGCAGCAACAACAGACGAACAACUUAAUGCUCUUGGAGAACUCAUGUAUCAGUGUCACUACAGCUAUGGAGAUUGCGGACUAGGCUCAGAUGGGACGGAUAGGCUAGUAACAUUGGUGCAGCAAAUGCAGCAUCAUGAAUCAUCUAAAGGUGAAAAUGGGACAUUGUUUGGUGCAAAAAUUACUGGUGGAGGCUCUGGCGGAUCAGUUUGUGUUGUGGGAAGGAACUGUAUUCGAAGCAGUCAAGAGAUCAUAGAGAUUCAGCAGAGAUACAAAGCUGCCACCGGUUAUUUGCCGUUUAUCUUCGAUGGCUCAUCACCAGGCGCUGGAAUGUUUGGUUACUUGAAAAUCCGCCGGCGGUUCACAUCAAGCAGCCCAAAACCUCAGAAUUAAGUUGGGGAAGGAGCAGUAUAUAUAUAUUAAUGAAGCUAAUGGAGAUUUUUAGUUUUCAGUUUUUCAGAUGAUACAGAUAGAGAAUAAUCGAAGUCCCAAUUGGAGGUAGGGUUUUUUUUUUUUUUUCUUUUUCUAAUUUAUAACCCUAAUGGGUGACAUUUUUAGAAGCAUAUGUUCCGAAUGCUUUUGUACAGUUGAAACUUGAGAAAUAUACAAUUCAUACUUGCAUUCGUAUA